AUGGAGAGAGGCUCAGCUCCGAAGCGGAAUGCGACCGCUUGCGAGCACUGUCGCACGGCAAAGGCAAAGUGCCAGCCCAGCGAGCAGCCUGGAGUGUGUGGGAACACCGCAGAAACGGGCCAGUCACCAGCUGGUCAACCUAGUACCUUUAGCAUUGACUAUCUAGUUCCCAUCAGGUCGCACGUCGAAGAUGAUUUUGAGACUUUACGGGAGUUGCACAAUUCUGCUCUUGAUACUGUCCUAGAUACAGAUGAUCCCAUCGACUUGGUUCCAACACCGAGUCAAUCUGCCAGUCAGUCAAGCUCGUCGGCCCAGUCUCGCUCCGUUUUCGAGAGCUGGCGGAAACCCCAGUUCAACAUGGCUUCAGCCGAGAGCCUAUUGCACAAUUUCAGCUCCAUGCUCGAGUACAUUCCUUUCAUAGUGUUGCCUGCUGAUUCAACCGUAACCCAAGUGGCUGCCGCGAAGCCCUUCAUUCUCCUGGCCAUUUUGACCGUGUCUUCAAGGUCGAGGCCAGUUCAGAAGCACUCGCUGUAUGACGAGGAAUUUCUAAGGGUUUUGGGGCUCAAGUAUGUAUCUGGAGGAGAGAGAAGUCUUCAGCUGCUACAAGGCCUCCUGAUAUACUGUUCAUGGUAUCCUUUCCACCUAAAACCCAAAAGCUCACGGUUGGUUCAAUGCAUGCGAAUGGCUGCGGACAUAGUCCACGACCUAUCCUUGGAUGAAGAUUUCCUCUCAUCUGACCCAUGGGGACGGGGGGUGACGAGCGAAGAGCUGGAUAUGAUCCGGGCAUACCUCGCUUACGUGUAUCUCGUCUCGACAUACGUCACCAUGUGGAAGGGAGACAAGUGUGUACAUACCCGCCUCCCGCCUUGGGCAGGGACAGCCAUCGACAUUUUGGAGCAGAAUGCUCAGGUUGAAAGCGACCGCACACUCGCGGCUCUGGGAGAGUCGGACUGUGCGAAACAGCCAGCUGACCCUGUUGGGGCUCGAGCAACAGUAUCAGCAAAUAAGAAACAACAUAUCAGCUACAUCCCCCAACCUCCUUGGUACGUCAAGCUCACUCAGAAUGAAGACGUGAUGGGUGCUUACCGUGAAGAAGGGAAAGAACCUGUUCGGUUAUUAAUGAUGUUUCUCGACAUAUACCUCGACACGGGGAGCUUGCUCGCCCUCCCCGUUUCCAAAACCUCGUUAUCUGCCAAACUCACACGCUUCCCACCACCAAUAUCCAAAAUCUACAGCGGCACAAGGAAGAUACGGGCCUGUUUGGACUACGUAGGCGGGCUAAGCGACAAGGCGAUACUAUCAUUUACUGUCAACGACUGGACGCGGCUCAUCACAAUCUUUACGCUGGCAUUUCGGCUGUCGUUUCCUCUCUCGCAAUGCCCCGACUUUGACUGGGAGUGGGCCAAUUCAGAAAUCCAGCUGGACCAAUUCUUGUCCAAGAUUGCACGUGAAGGAGAUGCCGCGGUUGCUUCAAACGGCGUCCUCUCAGCCAAUCGUUCUGUGCUCGGUGUACUAAAGGCAAAGUACAAUCGUCGGCUAAGCUCGCUCAGCGAACAGCCAGGACGUGAAGUAAGCAAGACAUUCGGAUGUCCAAUGAUGAGCGGUGGCACAUUGAUAGCCGAGGCGCAAUGGAACUCGGGCCUUACCCGGGCGUCAGCACAGUCGACCAUCGUCGAUAUGCCGGAGGUGCUUCCAGGACUUCACGAUGACUGGGCAACGUUGGCCGCGGAAUGGCACAAUAUCGAAGAGAUGACUUGGGAAUCGUUCGACGACCAAUUUACCAAUAGCAUGGGUACUGAUAGCAGCUGGUCAUUGUAA
This is a messenger RNA of Trichoderma aggressivum f. europaeum, 1818 nucleotides long. RefSeq lists its product as uncharacterized. The transcript is spliced from 5 exons. Gene Ontology annotation, molecular function: transcription cis-regulatory region binding; DNA-binding transcription factor activity, RNA polymerase II-specific. Gene Ontology annotation, cellular component: nucleus. The coding region runs from base 1 to 1818 and encodes 605 amino acids. Gene Ontology annotation, biological process: regulation of DNA-templated transcription. NCBI's taxonomy places the organism in Eukaryota, Fungi, Ascomycota, Sordariomycetes, Hypocreales, Hypocreaceae. The record is from RefSeq and is a predicted model, not a curated record.